Messenger RNA from Geosmithia morbida, 1881 nucleotides. RefSeq names its product F-box protein 21. The transcript is spliced from 4 exons. Bases 1 to 1881 code for a protein of 626 amino acids. NCBI's taxonomy places the organism in Eukaryota, Fungi, Ascomycota, Sordariomycetes, Hypocreales, Bionectriaceae. Gene Ontology annotation, molecular function: protein binding; DNA binding. The record is from RefSeq and is a predicted model, not a curated record.
AUGUCUUUGGCACAACUUCCAGACGAAAUAAUCCAUCAUCUCCUCUACUUCAUCUCUCCCGACGACACCCUCUGCCGAUUCCGUCUAGUCUGCCGCCGUCUUGCCCAGCUCUCGGACGAACCUCUGCUGUGGAGACACUACUGCGUCAACGGCUUCAGAUACUGGCACCCUCGUCAUGAGUAUGCCGCCAAGCUGAGCAGCCCCGUCGGCAAGGGAGACUGGAAGGAUCUCUACCUCGCCCGAAAGAGGACGGAUGCCCUAAUCUCGAGACUGUUUGACGGCAUCCUCGAAACCAAGGUCGACCGGCUCGCUAGGAUCGGCCAGAUUAGCGAGCUCGGAUACCAAGCCAAGGACUUUCUCAUGGCUCAGCGCAACACGCCGGACCAUGUCGACAAUGUUCUGACCAGGAAAUACUUUGGCGAUACCAUCCUAGACAGCAUCCAUCGCAGCGCAGGCAUAGAACAGUGGCAGGCCCUAGCAGACCGGACCCAGCCGGACCCAGGUCUGGAAAAGGUCCUGGGCGGUCUAGACAUGUUUGUCCUAGACGGAGACUCUCCCGACAUUGACGAUAUCACUCGCAUGAUCGACGACCGCACAGCCGAGUUCCUCGCCGGCCAUCCAGACCUCGAGCUCAAGACCACUCGUCAAAAGGCCUUGUUGCUGAACCGCUGGGUCCGGUCCGAGAACCUCGUCGGCCUCGCUGACCCGCAGCACGACUACCGCAACCUGCGCAACUGCCUGAUCGGCCAGGCCCUGCGGUCCUCGGAGCACGACUCCAUCCCCAUCAUCUCCUGCGCCAUAUACACGUGCGUGGCGCGCCGCGUCGGCCUAGACGCCCACUGCUGCAACUUUCCUGGCCACAUCCACGCCGUCGUCCAGGCCCCCACGGGCAGAACCCUGGAUGACGAGCCUGUGAGCUCCACCCUCCGCCCGCUGGACAGGAUGUACCUCGACCCAUUCGGCAAGGACGACGAGGUGCCCCUCUCCCACCUCGAGGCCCUCCUGGAGCGAUACGAUGCCUCUCACGACGUGCACGACGCCCUCUCCCCCGCCAGCUCCGCCACCGUUCUCGCCCGCACCGGCACGAACAUAAUGGCCACGUACGUCGAUGUCCUAGGGCGGCAGGACAUUGAUCGAGGCGACGACGAUGAGGAUGGGACAUCCCACCUCACCCGCCUCUCCCGCCUCUACCACGGCUCCGGCUCCGUCAACCUCAUCAAGAGCCUGUACGCAAGCAUGUGGGCCUCCCUGGUCAUCACCCCGCCCGAAUCGUGGGCCGGGCUAGACCUCUUCCUCGGCCGCUUCGUCCGUUCCUUCCCUGAAGACGCCUGGCUCGUCGAGCGGCACCUCGUGCCCCGGGCGCCGACCCGUCGCAACACCUUUGGUCGUCCGGCCGGCCAGUCAGACGACGCCUGGAAGCUGCUCCGUAGCAUCCAGCGCGCGGACAGGCUGCCCUCCCCCGUCUUCCCACGCGACCCGCUCAACGACACCGUGUCCUAUCGCAUCGGCCAGGUCUUUCGUCACACGAGUCACGGACACCUCGGCGUCAUUACCGGCUGGAGUAACCAGGGUACCCGGGACUUGGCCACGUCCAACAGCAGCGCCGGUCGCUCUGACGUCGGCGCUGACAAUGUCAGGGAGGAGGCUUCCGAUUCGGAUGUUGUCAACCGCCUACGUCUUGAUAGCAGGACAUAUUUUACAUAUCUUCGCACUACAUCAGCAGAACGCUACGUCAUUGCUGAGGAUGACAUUGAAAUCAUCACGGACCCCGACGUCGUGGAUUCGAAUCUAUUCCACUACGCUGGCAAGUAUUUCAAGAGGUUCAACAGGGAGACAUGCUCAUUCGUGUCAAACAACCGUGAGCAGUUUCCCGACGACUGA